GUUGAUUGAUUCCAUGAAAAAUCAAUUGCUUCUUCUUCACUUCAAAUUCCACACUAUAAUAGUGUUGACACUUUUGUUGCGUCUUCUACUACUACCUUCUCCAAUCGCCCUCGAUUCAUCGAUUCCCUGCAAUUGUUGGAUCUGAUGGGUAGCAUCGAAGAAGCGGUAUCGGUUACAGAAGACGACACUGUUUACGUUGCGGUGGGAAAUAACCCAAAGAAGACUCAACUAUUAUUGCAUUGGACAACUCAAAAAUUCACACGGAACAAAAUUUGCCUUCUUCACAUUCACCCACCCCACCAUCUGAAUUCGUUGACAGACACAAAUCUCUCUGGAUAUGAACCUAAAGACCAUGAAAUCAGCGCAUUCCAGGAGCAUGGUAGUCAAACAGUGCAUGAACUCCUAGACCAAUACAUUUUCCCUCUGGUCUCAGCAGGGGUACAUGCCUCUAAAUUGUUGAUUGAGAAGGACAAUAUUGAGAAAGGGAUCAUAGAAGCUAUUGCUCAACACACUAUUAGAUGUCUUGUAAUGGGAGCAGAUGCAGACAGACAUAAGUUGGGUGCUUGGAAUUGCAGCAAACUGUCGAGAAAAGCUAUUUAUGUACGUGAACAAGCAUCGCUGUCCUGUAAUAUUUUGUUCAUUUGCAAGGGAAACCUCACACGAUCUAGGGUAGAUAGUGAAGACACAAUUGAAGAGACUGCCCCUGUAUUGUUGAUGCUUGACUCAGAUAAGGAAGCGAAACAAUCUCAAAAGGCUAAAUCAAAAUUAAUUCCUGAUGUAUUGAAAUAUUUAGAUUCUGGUGAUAUGGAAGAGACUAAAAAAGUCAAUUCUCACAGUUCUUUAAAUGCAGAGUGGUCCUUUAACAGUGUUACUGACAGGACAAAGUUGACAGAUUUGCCUAUUCAUGAGAAUGAUGAAACAUUACAAAACUGGCGUGCUAAGGAGAUAAGUAGAAAAAAAGAAGUUGAAGAACAAUUGGCAAGGGAAAAGAAAGAUGUACAACAAAUGAAGAAUCAGCGAGAUAAAAUAAUGUGUGAGUUGCAGAUGGUCCGAGACCAAAGUUCAGCUCUUAGAAACCAAUUGUUUGAAUCCAAGUGUACGGUAACCGAGUUGGAAGAGAAGAUUAUAUCAGCUGUGGGCCUUUUGAUAAGUUUCAAGGAAAAACGAGAUAAGCUAAGGACAGAGCAUGCAAAUGCAGUUAGGAAAGUUGAAGUGCUCAAAAAAAUGGAAGAAGUGGAUACUACAUCCUCUUAUGAGGUAGAAUUCCCUGCAUUUUCUUUCAUGGAGAUCAAUGAGGCAACUCAUGAUUUUGACCAAUCUUGGAAAAUUGGAGAGGGAAGGUACGGAAGUGUUUACAAGGGACUGCUUCGCAACAUGCUUGUUGCCAUAAAAAUGCUACCCUCUUAUGGUUGUCAGAGCCAAUUGGAAUUCCAGCAUCAGGUAGAGGUUUUAAGUAGAGUAAGACAUCCAAACCUGUUAACACUAAUUGGAAGCUGUGCAGAAUCUAAGUCACUUGUGUAUGAAUACCUUAACAAUGGUAGCCUUGAAAGCCAUCUUGCCUGCAAAGAUAAGACUCCACUUCCAUGGCAAAUUCGAAUAUCCAUUUCUACCAACAUAUGCUCUGCUCUAAUCUUCCUUCACUCCAGCGAGCCUUGUAUUGUCCAUGGGAAUUUGAAGCCUAGUAAGGUUCUCCUUGAUGCUAACUUUGUUGCCAAACUUGGUGACUUGGGGAUUCAUUCUUUAGUCCAGCAUAGUGUGGAUUCAGCGGACAACACAAACCCAGUAGUAUGUCACAACUCGCAUAACUAUUUGGCGUAUGUGGAUCCAGAGUAUCUUGUCACUGGUAAAUCUACACCAGAGUCAGAUGUGUAUUCAUUCGGAAUCAUACUGUUACAACUUCUAACUGGAAGACCACUUUCGGGGCUAGUUAGAGAUGUGAGAUGUGCAUUGGAAAAGGAAAAUCUUAAAACUGUGCUGGACUCUUCAGCUGGUGAAUGGCCACUUGAUCAAACCAAACAACUUGCAUAUUUAGCACUGAGGUGUUGUGAGAAGAGUUGGCUGAACCGGCCAGAUCUUGCGUCGGAAGUCUGGAGUAUUCUUAAACCAUUCAGAACUACUUGCAUAGACAGGAGACAAGAGUUGACUUCUAAGAAGCUUCAACGCGCUCCUUCUCAUUUUGUAUGCCCCAUUGUCCAGGAAGUUAUGGAAGAUCCAUACAUAGCGGCAGAUGGGUUUACAUAUGAAGAAGAGGCAAUAAGGGGAUGGUUGGAAAGUGGUCACAACACAUCCCCUAUGACAAACCUUAAGCUUGAACACACAAAUUUGGUACCUAAUUAUGCACUACAUAAUGCCAUUCAGGAAUGGCAGCAACAGUGAAUAUUUUCCUUUAUAAUUGCACAUAUACUCAUGUAAAUUACAUUUAUCUUGAAAAUAGAUCUUCUCAAGUGAGCAAGUAAAAGUGUAUACACUCUUGAAUAUUAGCCAGUUGAGAUAAAUGAAGGUUAUAUACACUAUUACUUGCUUACUUUGGAGAUAAUUUUACGAGUAGCAAUUGCCUAGUAGAGUAAGUAUGUUCCGUGGAGAAAGGAGGAAAUAGAGGGGAGGAUAAUUUUUAACGAAACCUUCUCCUUGGUUUGGUUGGGAUCUUUCUAAAGUGAGGGAUUAUAAUGUAAUUUUCAAGAACCCCUUUCAUUUUUAUCAAAAUUCUAGAAAUUGAAGUUCUCAUUGUCAAACAAAUAAAUAAAUUGAAGUUCUCCACAUUUGAUGAAUGUAUGGGGAUUCUAAACAUGUAAACCAUAUGUUUUUGGUUCUGCCAUGA
Messenger RNA from Cicer arietinum (chickpea), 2818 nucleotides. RefSeq names its product U-box domain-containing protein 32. Gene Ontology annotation, molecular function: ubiquitin-protein transferase activity; ATP binding; protein kinase activity. Gene Ontology annotation, biological process: protein ubiquitination; protein phosphorylation. NCBI's taxonomy places the organism in Eukaryota, Viridiplantae, Streptophyta, Magnoliopsida, Fabales, Fabaceae. The record is from RefSeq and is a predicted model, not a curated record.